AAGAAUUCAAAUUACACAUCCAGAAAAGCAAACUUCACAGUCCUAAAUAAAUUUUAUUCCCAGCGGGCCACAACGGAAGUCCCGCCGCCUAUACAAGCAAUAUAAUACUCCCAACACAACCACACGAGCGCAUAUUAUAAAUCAAAAAGUACACAAUCCCUGAACACCCACAGUUCCAAAAGGGCAAAAAACUAAGUAGAGCUCUCAAGCCCUCACUUUCAAUUCACCUCGUUCUUACCAUAAAUAUAUAUAUAGGCUGUCUUGCCCUAUAUAUAUUCUUUCCAUUUUUCUGUUUCUCUGAAACCGAUGCAUGUGAGAUUCUGGUAUGGGGAAGUACAUGAGAAAAUCCAACAAAGGGUCGGAUGUGUCGGGGGUGGGGGGCCCACCUCGUUUUUUUGGUGGGGUUUUGACUAGGGCCAAAACCCUGGCGCUCAAGAAAGCCGGGGUGGUUCCGGCGCCGGUGGGGGACGGUGGGGCCUACAUCCAGCUGAGGAGCAGGAGGCUGGAGAGACCCGUGUUGGGUGUGGAGCAGAAGAAGAGGAGGGGGCCUAGUGAAGCUAGGGCUAGGGCUGAGGAGAAGCUGGGGGAUGGGUCGGGUGGGGAAGUCGGGUCGGGUCAAUUGGGUGGGGAUUUGGGAUCUCGAGGCUCUGGUGGAGGGAAUGCUUUGCCUUUUGAAGCAAACGGAAGGGAGGAACGGGAGGCCAGUUUUUGCAGUUCGCCACGGAACCAAAAUGUUGUUAGAACUUCUGGUUCCGUUACUAGAGCUGUCAACUCAACCGAGGACAAUGGGAUAGUUCUUAACCCAGUGCUAGUACCAACGCCACAUGAAUUUGAAGCGUUCUUUUCUGAAGCAGAGGAGUCGCAACGACAACAGUUUAUCAAAAAGUACAACUUUGAUCCACUCGAAGAGAAGCCCCUUCCCGGACGUUAUGAAUGGGUGAAAGUGGACCCAUAGAACCUGUUACCAGUUCGUCAGGACUCAACGUGUUCCAGUUUUGUAUGAUCUAAAACCGGGGGCAGUUGAAGAUGUAGAUUGGCCGCGUUGCUCGUAUAUUCAUUCUCCAGUACCCUUAAUAUACCCGUAGAGAAUAUAGGUUAUCAGUAACAGUGUAUACUGUAGACUAAUGUUUCGUUUUGUUACAAAGGUGCGUGAGUUGAACACAAAAGAUCCUUUGUUUAACAUAUCAUCUGUAAGAGCCAAGAGUUGGGAGGGGAAUAUAUGCUAAAUAUUUAGAUUUA
This is a messenger RNA of Daucus carota subsp. sativus, 1239 nucleotides long. RefSeq names its product cyclin-dependent kinase inhibitor 4. Gene Ontology annotation, cellular component: nucleus. The transcript has 3 exons. Gene Ontology annotation, molecular function: cyclin-dependent protein serine/threonine kinase inhibitor activity. Gene Ontology annotation, biological process: negative regulation of cyclin-dependent protein serine/threonine kinase activity. The record is from RefSeq and is a predicted model, not a curated record. Bases 326 to 955 code for a protein of 209 amino acids. Lineage: Eukaryota; Viridiplantae; Streptophyta; Magnoliopsida; Apiales; Apiaceae.